GUGCCAUCUUGCUGCCGGCGGUGGGAGCGGAGCGGAGCGGAGCGGAGCGGCGGGUAGGCCUGGCUCCGCCAUGCCGCACUACCAGGCCUGGGAGGAGUUCACGCGUGCUGCCGAGAAGCUCUACCUCGCAGACCCCAUGAAGGUGCGGGUUGUUCUCAAGUAUCGGCACUGUGAUGGGAACCUCUGUAUCAAAGUAACAGAUGAUGUUGCUUGUUUGCUGUAUAGAACAGACCAGGCGCAAGACGUAAAGAAGAUCGAGAAAUUCCACAGUCAGCUGAUGCGACUCAUGGUGGCGAAGGAAUCCCGCAGUGCUGCCAUGGAAACGGACUGAAGUGCUGCAAAUAAAAUGAGUGCUCCGGUCAUAUUUCACUGGAAGAAAAUUAUCUCUUGGAUUUGAAUGAAUACUGGGAGAGGAGAUGCUUUUAUGUACCGAAGUGAACUGAUGACAAAGGUGAAGCAUUUCCCCCCCCUCUGCAAGACUCUGCUUUGGAAAACUAGGGAAAUAAAUGCUUUCAAUUGAAAGCUUAUAUUUAUUUUUGAGAAUCAAACAAGAAACUAUUCUUACACAUUAGGUAUAGUAAGAAGACAAGUAAAUAUUUUAAAUCUACAGUACUUUAGUCUGAAUAUGAUGGGCCACAAGCAUAUUUCUGGCAAGUUACUAUAAAAUUUUGUGUAGAUUUCUUUGUGUUCAUGCCUUAUGCUGGUGUGUUCUCCCAUGAGAAGGGUUAUUAACGAGCACUGUAGCGUGAUGACUGGAUCGAAGAACUAUUUCUGUAAGUGAUAUCCAUCAGUAGGGUUUAGAAGAACGGAUGUUUUCUGAACUGAAAGGUUAAAAUUGCCAAUUUGUAUUAGCACUGUCACUAGCAAGACUUUAGCUUUUGGUAUUGAUCUUUUUGGUAUUAAGCUGUGCAGCACUGUGGGGUGCAGUUUGUAGACCAGUUCUAUCGGCUGAAUGAUCAAAAUUCUGUAUUUUAGAACGUCAAGUAAAACUUUGCUAGAAUAUUGCUGCAGCUCGGUGAGAAAAGGGGACUUUCUUUUCUGCUUAUGCAAAUACUAUUAUUAAAAAAUAGCCAGUGGCUUUUUUUUUCCAGUACUUGAAGUAUUUUAUACUAGCAGGGAGGGAGCUUUUCCUCUCUUUGCUUCAGGCAGAGUUGAAGUAUAUCAGCAAGACCAAUUCUAGAAGCUGUUGCCUAUUAUGUUAAUAGAAAAAAUGCAACCAAACACUAUCCAGAUUCCUUAUUUUAGCAGCUUGCUAACUGUGCGUUUUCAAAUGUUACAUGUGGCAGAUGGAUGUCAGCCAACUAAAUAAAUGGAUGAAAACCAGCUUAAUAAAUACUUAAAUACCACUGUCAAAAAUAGCUCAAUGCUCCUGUGGCUUAGACUCGUUUCUCGUUGUUACCUCUGGUAGGGUGGUGGAAGCCUUAAUUGUCUUUUGCAAAGGCUUUUUGCUUCAAAACCCAGUAGCUGAAAUUGAUACUUGCUUUGACUAGAUCUUGCAUACUUAUAACCAGAUGAGUAUUUUAAUGUAAUUAUGCUAUUGGUAUAACUAGGCUUUUCCAGCACUAAUGUUUUGUGUUAAAACCAAGCCACAAAAGUAAAGCAGAGUCAUACAGA
Calidris pugnax (ruff) is the source of this 1614-nucleotide messenger RNA. RefSeq names its product signal recognition particle 9kDa (gene SRP9). Gene Ontology annotation, molecular function: 7S RNA binding. The transcript is spliced from 3 exons. Gene Ontology annotation, cellular component: signal recognition particle, endoplasmic reticulum targeting. Gene Ontology annotation, biological process: SRP-dependent cotranslational protein targeting to membrane; negative regulation of translational elongation. Bases 71 to 331 code for a protein of 86 amino acids. The record is from RefSeq and is a predicted model, not a curated record. Lineage: Eukaryota; Metazoa; Chordata; Aves; Charadriiformes; Scolopacidae.